This is a messenger RNA of Odocoileus virginianus texanus, 327 nucleotides long. The record is from RefSeq and is a predicted model, not a curated record. Lineage: Eukaryota; Metazoa; Chordata; Mammalia; Artiodactyla; Cervidae.
AUGAUCAAGGUUGUUGGCAACGACCGUCUAGAGAAGAAGGUGCGCAUUAAGUGCAAUACGGAUGACACCAUCGGGAACCUUAAGAAGCUGAUCGCAGCCCAAACUGGCACCCGUUGGAACAAGAUCAUAUUGAAGAAGUGGUACACAAUUUUUAAGGACCACGUGUCUCUGGGGGACUAUGAAAUCCACGAUGGGAUGAACCUGGAGCUUUAUUACCAAUAGAGCAGAAUUCCUUCUUCCUGCCCUUCCCCCUCCUCCCACCCUCACUCCCCACACUAAUGUGGAUGCUUGUUUUUGGAAACUCAUGUUAAUAAAAACUUAGAGGCU